Molecule: messenger RNA, 1053 nt
Organism: Saccostrea cuccullata (small rock oyster)
Lineage: Eukaryota; Metazoa; Mollusca; Bivalvia; Ostreida; Ostreidae
Exons: 1
Coding region: 1-1053 (350 amino acids)
Molecular function (GO): zinc ion binding
Source: RefSeq, a predicted model, not a curated record
AUGAUACCUGAGUGUUGUUAUAGGCAUCCAAGCAAGAAAUAUAGAUACUGGUGUCGGACAUGUCAGUGUCCAAUCUGUUUCAAAUGUAGUGUUCACCGGAGUCAUGAAAAAGUGGACUUUGUGAAGACUUUCAAAACCUACAAACAACAACACCGAGACAGAAUUAUUCACAUUAGCAGCGAGAUUAUUCCAUACAAUCAUGCUCUCCUGACACAAAUUAAGUCCGAUUUUAAAAGAUGUCACUCAAAAAUACGCAACCUUCAGUUGCAGAUGGAUUAUAAGGUCCAGAGUCUGAAGAAUCAUGUGGAUGCAUAUUCAUUUUUUAAAGACAUAAGUGGCUCAAAUCUUUAUUUUGACUCGCAAUUGCAACAAGUACAGAAUGUUACAAACAUACAUAAAUAUUUACAAAGAUAUGAAGAGCUAGGUAACAGGCCAGUUCAAUUUCUCUUCUUCAUAAAGAAAGUCCCUUCUCCCAAGUUGAAAAGCAUUCCCGGUACAUUAGUGCUAUCCCUUUUCGACGAAAUUAACAUUCAGCAUAUUGCAGUGUUGAUUGGAAAGAUUCAGGUCCAUGAAACUCGAAAAAGAAAAGAAGAGAAGGAGGAAUUGUUUGAAGUGAUGUCUAGCCCUGUUUUACAGAAAUUGUUUACUGUGAGCGACAUUAGAGGUGGUAUAAGUCACAUUUCCUGUGCCUUGCCAGACCAGGCGUGGGUCAAUGAUAAUAACAAUCUUAUCUUAAUCAAUACAACAGGAGAAUCCCUUUCUCUGCUAAAAGAUAUAUCCAGUCCGUAUGGCAUUCACACAGUGACAAGAGACGGUGAUCUAACUUAUAUAGAUAAAAAUUCAAAUGUAUUUGUACUGUCUGCAAAGAACAAAACAAAGACUCCAUUAAUGAAGAUGAAAGAGCCAUGGACUCCCCGUUGUGUUUUCUGCUCCCCAUCUAACGGUGAUCUUUUUGUGGGGGCGAUUUGGUAUAACAAAAUCAAACAGAGGUAUUCAGAGGCAAAUGUAACCCGACAGCGAAGGACAACAUCUCCAAAUUAUUCAGCACAAUGA